Saccostrea cuccullata (small rock oyster) is the source of this 639-nucleotide messenger RNA. RefSeq lists its product as uncharacterized. Bases 1 to 639 code for a protein of 212 amino acids. Lineage: Eukaryota; Metazoa; Mollusca; Bivalvia; Ostreida; Ostreidae. The record is from RefSeq and is a predicted model, not a curated record. The transcript has a single exon.
AUGACAUCUCGUGCACCCACAGGAUGGUCAACAUCCAGGCGCGCAAUGCACUACAAGGCCGUUUUACCCGAAAAAGACGAUGGACUUUUUCUGAAUCUUCAUAAAAAAGUGAGGAAAAGUUUAUUACCAAAGGGAAGUCGCGAUGAGAAAGAUAAUGUGAAGAUAGCACAAAGAAUUUUAGCCAGACAAAGAAGACUGCAUGAAAAGCAGCGACAAUCUCGAUGGAAUAACACCGACUCCUCCGAUUUGGAUUUAAUGUCAUAUAAACCGAAUUAUGAUUCCUCCGUGUCGACUACUGCCGCCAAUACCUCACAUUUGUUACAUAAACGACAAAUUUAUUUGCCACCCGUUGGCAGGACAACGUGUAUGACUUCGGAUUUAAGCUACACCUCUGACGACAUUGACCGCAUAGUGAUGAGACUAACAAUGUGUGACUUUGCUAGGAUACCCGAAUCUAAAGGAUAUGCAAAAAUAACACCACAAACCAAACGGCGUGGUAAAUUGCACACUUAUAGGGAAGUAACGAGUAUUGUGGACCGACUGUCGGACUUUGACCAACAAAAACAUCCACCCGAAUCCCGCGGCGACUCCUCCGCUGUACGACGUAUAAAGGAAUGGAAAAAACAAGCAAUGACUUAA